Molecule: messenger RNA, 1071 nt
Organism: Fonsecaea monophora
Lineage: Eukaryota; Fungi; Ascomycota; Eurotiomycetes; Chaetothyriales; Herpotrichiellaceae
Exons: 3
Coding region: 1-1071 (356 amino acids)
Source: RefSeq, a predicted model, not a curated record
AUGAAAUUCUACCAAACACUUUUGCUAUUAGGCAUAACAUGCGUAUUUCCCGUCCUCGGCCAGGAAACCCAUGUCUAUCCACCUGUGCUCCAAGUCGGACCGUCGACCGCCGAGUUUACUACUAGCGGUACUGCAUUGGACGGGCCAAAGCUCGACAAGAUCAACGCCACCAGCUUCGACUGGUGGUACUUCGACGCUGUCUCGGACGACCGACAGUUACAGGCCACCAUUAUCAUGGUCUCGGGAGACAGCUCGACCUUGGGAUUCCCGAUCAGUGUUGGAACGUCCAACUAUUGUUUUCUAUCUGUCCUCAUGCCGGAUCAGACUAUCUUUCAGGAGGUUCUCCUGAGCGGGGAUGCCACCAUAGUCACAUCGGAAGAUGGUACUUCUGGUAGCUAUGCUGGCUCAGGAGUAUCUUGGACCGGAGCGGGCGAUAUCUCUUCUUACGUCGUGACUGUUGACGACUCAUCGCUGGGGGUCGCCGGCAAUAUGACUUUGAACUCGGUCGCUCCCGCACACUAUCCGUGUGGUCCUAACAGCGCGGGACAAAACGAAGAGCUUUUCCCGAACGUGGGAUGGGCUAAUGCUAUUCCCGAUGCAGCAGCCACGGUCGAGCUGAACAUCCUCGGCCAGCAAAAUUGGGGCAUCGCACGUAUCCCCGCAUCGAUGAAAAGUUGGUACUGGGGCCACGGUCGGGUUGGGCCUUACUCUCUGGUCUGGUUUGACGCGAUCGCCACCAACGAUCAAGAAUACGUCAGCGGCUACCUGGCCAAGGAUGGUCAAAUAGUUGCCUCAGGUUGCAGUGGCAUCACCGUCCGACCCACUGGAGCAAACUCUGAAUACCCUCCGGCUCCGCUGCAAGGAGAUCCAAGUGGCUUUCACAUCGAGUUCACCACCGAUGAAGGCACCUUUGUGGCCGAUGUCGUGAAUGAGGCCUUGGCGUGGGAUCCGCCAAUAAUCUCUGGCGGCUAUAAACGCUGGGUUGGCAAUAUCACUGGCGGUUUCGAAGGUCAAGAGGAUUACGAGGGAGCGACGGUGCAUGAGUGGUUUCAUUUCUGGCUCAAUGUUUGA